GGAUAAUUCACCUGAAAGCAAUCUUGUAAACCACUCCCUCCGAGUCAUUGUAGGCUAUAUCACCUGACCCUGUGUCAACAGCAGUCAACAACACAGACGCCAUCGUUCCUGUUGUGCUAAAGCAAGGCGAAUCAAAGGCAAUCCGUGAUGGACUCUAGGUCUCGCAGACUUCCAUUUUGUCUGUCCGGCUCGAGGUCGUCCUACACAUCAAGUCCAACACUUUCCUCCUCAUCACUGGGCUCCAGUAGACUGUACAGUAGGGAGACGGUGCUAAAUAAUGACCGCUUCCCGAGGGCAUCGUCUGCUUACAAAGCAGACCUGGACCAACAGAGUUCUCGUCUCCUGCGGCCGUCCAGAGACUACAGCAGCUCUGACAGUCUCUCCACCAGCUGGAAGUUGCCGUCUUCACUGACGUCCUCCAGCAGAUCUUAUGACCGCCCGUGGGCUGAAUCCCCUCUCAGCAGCAGGAGCAAACUGACUGAUUCUGAUGGGAAGUUGGGGAUGCGUUCAGUUCUGUUAAACGCCAGUGAUGAUGGUGAUUCUAAAAGAGCCAAACUGUCAUACAGCAACAGAGGACUGUACUCAAGAACAGCCAGCACCUCAGUCGCUGGAUCCACCUAUUCCAGUAAUGGGCUCAGCAGUGGCAGAGUUACAGGUGAAAAACAAAAUGACCCGCUGGAUUCAUCGUGGAGGUCAUGCCACUUACUCUCACGGCCAUCAUCUUCUUCCUCAAAGCCGCUGUUGUCCAGGAGAGAGCUAGAGACAAAGAACGAGCCCAGUCUAUCAGGUUUGGAAGAAAGAAGGAGGCCUCCUGGAUUGACUUCCUCAUUGUAUCAGACAGACCGGGUGACCUCCACAUAUGCACAAGGAGCUCGGCCUAAAGAGACUGCCUACUCUCCAUCCUCCACUGCUAGAGAAGGCUCCCUAAAUCGCCACCUCUCAUCUUCCACAUCUCACCGGCCUUCUCCUCUGGUGCGUGACUUCAGCAGCAGAACCCCAGCCCGUUUCUUGAACAGCUCAUCCACCCUUCGCUCAUCUCAGGAACAAACGGGAAACCUUAAAUCCUCCUCGGAUAUCUCUUCCUCUUACUCCACCCACACCCCCUGGUACACCACUCCCCUUGCCAGACCAGAGGCCUCGCUCCCUCCAAGGCCAGCCCCUGAGGGUGCAGAGCCAGAGGGCCGUCGCUCCACUCGAUGCCUGUUGUCCCGUCUCUUUUCACGGCGCUCCAGCCAAGACUCUUCUAGUGGAUCUUCCAGUGUUCGCUCCCUUGAUGAUGACAGUCCAUCAACUGGCGGAGAGUCUGUGGACAGUGACGAGGGAGCCAGGAUGCCUAGUGUGGAGCCUGAAGCUGGAGGACCAGAGGUAUCUUUAGGUAGCCUCAGGAAUCGCAGAGCAGACCUCGCCCCUAUCCAGGAAAACAACAGCAACGAUGGCUAUCGCAGUGGCCUGGCUCGGUCCAGAAUGGGAUUGUGGAGAGAGCCUGGCGUUGGCAGUAGUAAUGGCACCAGCAGUGGAGGAGGCACCGGCUCCUCCUGGCUUUCCUCCUCCCUCCGUGGCCGCUGCCCUCCUCUCCUCUCUCGCCUCAGGAGACAUGCAAGGAACGGGAGUGCACACUCAACUGCAGGCUUGGAAGAAGGCUACAGCCAUCCGCAGCAUUUACUGAGAAGGUGGGAUAACCUUGAGCAUAAAGCAUCACAAGAUGAUGACGACGAGGAGGAAGAAGAAGAAGAAGAGGAAGAAGGAGCAGUUGGUUUAGAGGUCUUUGGCACAGGCCUUCCCUGCAGACGCGAGGAUGAAACAUUGCCUGAACUCGAAGAUGCCUCAGUUGCAUUCUCACCACGCCGCAGAGUCGGCAUAUAUGAGAACAUUGCAGUUUCUGUGGGUCCAGUGAGCGGUGUUGAGAGCCAACUGGAUGUCCAGAAGGAGAAGCCAGUUUCCAGUAGGGAUCAAGAGAAGCUGCGCAAGAUCAAGGAGAGACUGCUGCUUGAGGACUCUGAUGAGGAAGGCGACCUGUGCAGAAUCUGCCAGAUGGGGGAGGAAUCUGCAUCCAACCCUCUGAUUCAGCCUUGCCGCUGUACAGGAAGCCUGCAAUACGUCCACCAGGACUGCAUCAAGAGGUGGCUCCGCUCUAAAAUUGGCUCAGGCACAAACCUUGAGGCCAUCACAACAUGUGAACUGUGCAAGGAGAAACUGCGUUUGAACAUAGACAACUUUGACAUUCAAGAGUUAUACAGGACACACGUGCAAUCAGAAUAUGAUGAGUUUAUCAGCAGUGGUCUCUAUCUGGUGGUGCUGCUGCAUUUCUGCGAGCAGAGGUUCUCUGAUGUUCUGGGAGCAGUCGAUGCAGCUGGGUUCCCCAUGGGGAAAGUGAUGAGGAGAUCAGAGACAACAGGCCAUCUAUUGAGUUUUCUGACCUGGAUGACGAUCUUGAAGAGGAGUACUAAUUACGUGAUACUGUUGGAAUGCGGUUUAGAAAAGUGGGUCAGAGGAUCUAAAGUCACAGGGCUACUCCAUGUCAUAUGGUAGCGUACCCAGUUUUCCCACAUGCUUUGACAUUGUCUUGAUUUAAAAUGCAAUUUGGUUUCUGUUUCUAUGAGUGCACUUUAAUCAAAAUAAAAAUGCAAGGUUUUUUUUUUUUUUGGUUAUACCACAAGUGCUUUAAUGUUUAAAGGAAAAGCAGACAUUUAAAUGACAAAGAAGGAAGACAUUGAGAAGUGUCAGGUUUGUACUUUGGCUGUGAUGGUAAGAUGGAUGCUUUUGGGAAAGAAUAUAAAAAGUGGUGGUUAUUCCUUUUUUGUCUUUUCCUCAGACUUUUCUCCCACUGAGAAUGUUUAAAAAAAAAAAAAAAAAAAAAA
Micropterus salmoides (largemouth bass) is the source of this 2858-nucleotide messenger RNA. It is a transcript of the gene marchf7, whose product is annotated as membrane-associated ring finger (C3HC4) 7. NCBI's taxonomy places the organism in Eukaryota, Metazoa, Chordata, Actinopteri, Centrarchiformes, Centrarchidae. The transcript is spliced from 10 exons. Gene Ontology annotation, molecular function: zinc ion binding. Bases 148 to 2529 code for a protein of 793 amino acids. The record is from RefSeq and is a predicted model, not a curated record.